Oldenlandia corymbosa var. corymbosa is the source of this 1209-nucleotide messenger RNA. The record is from the annotation of a GenBank genome assembly. NCBI's taxonomy places the organism in Eukaryota, Viridiplantae, Streptophyta, Magnoliopsida, Gentianales, Rubiaceae.
AUGGAUGAUGUUAGUUUCCGAUUCAGACCAACUCAACAAGAGCUUCUGUGGCUUCUUGAGCGUAAAGCUCGUGGCGAAGAAAUCUCAAUGUACACAAAAGACGUUCUUGAAAAGGAGUUGUAUGGUGCUGAGGCUAGUAAAGAGCCCUGGAACGUUUUCUCCAACGUCCCUCACAACAAGUGGGAGCUGUACGAUGAAUCAGCCGGGAAGAACAACAAUACCAAAAGGGUUGUUUACGUUGUAACUAAACUGUCUCAGAUGAGCGCGAAGAAGAUUUGUAGAUCGGCCGGUUGCGGAACAUGGAGCGGGGAGACGACCAACAAGCCGGUGAUGGACUUGCAAGGUGGCAAAGUUAUGGGAUAUUUUAAACAGUUGAAUUACACGGUGAAAUCAAAGGCGGCGCGUAAAGCAUCUUGGUACAUGCACGAGUAUUCGCUGUCGGAGCAAGUUCUGAAACAACCCGGGAUUAAAAGCACCGACUACGUCAUCUGUCGCAUAGUUAAGGAUAACUCGAAAGAUUGUAAGAUAAAGGAUUCAUCAAAGGGUACUUCUACUUCUUCGGCAAGUAAUGCAAAGAUGGUUGGUCGGAAGCGCAAGGAUAGUCGUGGUGACGUGACAAAUCAUGAUCAAGAAGAUUAUUUAUCUGGAGAAGUCAUGGGAUCAGUUGAAUUUCCUCAGCAAGAAGAAGGAGUUGUGUCCCAAAAUAAUUGUUAUUGUAAUUUCCCCAACAAUGAUAGUACUAGUACUACCAUGGUUGAUGAAAGCAUGUCAUAUUCGGGGUAUAAUCAAGGUGUUGAUGAUCAACAAGUAGUUUAUCAGUCGGAAGAAGGAGUUCCGGUUCAAAAUGAUUGCUAUUAUAACUUUCCCAACAAUAGUACUAGUAUUACUACGGUUGAUGGAAGCAUGUCAUAUUUGAAUUAUGAUCAAAGCGCUGAUCCACAGGUAGUCCAUGAGCGGGAUGAAGGAAGCCAACAAUCAUGGAGUGGAACUACAAGUAAUCCUAAUAUUGUUUGCGAUGUCGCACCACCACUACAACCACCACCGAUUCAUGUUGAUCAGCCAAUUUAUAAUCUUCAUCAAGAACUUAAUGAGAUGGCAGACUCAUUUUUAGCUGAGCGGGAUCCUGACGGGAUGAUGCCGAUGUUGUUUGAUGACAAGGAGUCAUUCCAAGUGGAGCAAGCAACAGAUACCUUGUGGCAUUUCGAAUAA